CAUUUUGAAUUAAACGGAAGUUGGCAGCCCCUUGGCGUCUGAAAAAAUAGCGCGAAAGGAAGUAAAGUUUAGAAUUGAUUCUUUAAACCCAAAUAAAAGCGGCUGAGCAUGGAAGACAAUGAGGUUCCGGAGAUGCCGCCACAGCGAGAGACGCGCUCCUUCCUAAUGGCCCGCGAGCCCUCCGUCGACCGCCGCUUCCGGCCGCGACCCAACAAAAAGAUGCGUCUGUUCGCCCAAAUCCAGGAAUCGGAGGAGGAGAGCUCCUCCGAGUACUCGGACACGGAGUCGGACUACAAGUACCAGUCCAGUGAGGCCCACACGGAAGGAGGCGCCUCCUGUGCCACCAGUGCGGCGGACAACAGCAGCGUGGAGACGGGGCCACAGGUCUUUCUGCGCCUGCGUCCCGUCAAGGAUGCCUCCAAGGCGUACGUGGUCUCUGAUGACAGCAAUGUGCUCAUUACCAGCUGCAAGGUGGACUCGACUAGCAACAAUGUGAACCGCAUGGAGAAGCACUUUGGCUUCACCUCCAUCUUCGACAGCACUGUGGGCCAGCGUGACAUAUACGACUCCUGCGUGGGACCCAAGAUCUUGGAGGAUGAGUGUGUGACCAUCAUGACCUACGGCACUUCGGGCUCGGGCAAGACCUACACAUUGCUGGGCGAUGAUGUGCGUGCUGGCAUCAUUCCGCGUGCCCUGGAGAACAUAUUCACAAUGUACAAGGACAUGAUCUUUCGCGCACCCAAGCUCAAGCUGAUCAACGGCUGCAUCGUCUUUCUGCAGGACGACGCCUCGCUGAAGGAGAUGCAGAUUCGGAAGAAGCUGCUGGACUUGUGUCCCGACAUCAGUGCCCACUACCAGCGCUUGAAGCAGGUCAUUGACGGGGAUCACGCCUUCGAAUCGAAGUCCGCCACCGACACGUCCGUCCUGGUUUGGGUGUCCUUCGUGGAGAUCUACAACGAACUGGUGUACGACUUGCUGGCCAUUCCACCGAAACAGGACAAGAUGGGCGAACUGCCGCGCAAGAACCUGAAGAUCGUGGGCAACAAGGGUCAGGUGUUCAUCAAGGGAAUGAGCAGUGUCUUCGUGAAGAGCAGCGAAGAGGCGCUACAGCUGCUCCGGCUGGGCCAGCAGCGCUCCACGUACGCCUCCACCUCGGUGAAUGCCAACUCCAGCCGAUCGCAUUGCGUCUUCACCGUGGACAUACUCAAGUACAAUCGCUCGGGCAUGACCACCCAGAGUUCGUACAAAUUCUGCGAUCUGGCUGGUUCGGAGCGGGUGAACAACACGGGCACCACGGGCCUGCGUCUCAAGGAGGCCAAGAACAUCAACACCUCGCUGAUGGUGCUGGGCCGUUGUCUCAAUGCGGCCAGCACCGUGCAGAAGAAGAAAAAUGCCGACAUCAUUCCAUACCGCGACUCCAAGCUCACGACGCUGCUGCAGGCGGCAUUGUUGGGCAGGGAGAAGUUGGCCAUGAUCGUGACGGUUACUCCGCUGGACAAGUACUACGAGGAGAACCUGAAUGUCCUGAACUUCGCCUCCAUUGCGAAGAACAUCAUCUUCAAGGAGCCCGUGAUCAAGCAGCAUCGUGUCAGCUACUGCGGUUUCAUGGAAUUCUCGAAAAUGUCAUCGUUCGAGGGCGGUGAUUACGUCAAGGAACUGGAGGAAGAGAACGUCCGUCUGCAGUGCGAGGUUGAGCAGUUGAAGUACGAACAUGUGCUGCAGAUGCAACUUUUGGAGGAGAAACUGCGCCGGGAACUCACUUCCACAUACCAGGAGAUAAUCGAAAACAACAAGAAGCAAUACGAAGAUGAAUGCGAGAAGAAGCUUUUGAUUGCACAAAGGGAGUCGGAUUUUAUGAUUGCCUCUCAGAAGCGGCGGUACGAAGAGCAAAUAGAAGACCUCAAGGAUGAGAUCGAGGAACUUAAAAAUCCCAGAAGCGACACCGACAGUUCCGACGAUGCAAAUGAUUCCAAGUCGCCCAUUGAAAUCAUUGACGAUGAUGAGUAGUAGUUUCCUCAAUUCACAGUUUUUAACUUUUUAAGUGUUAAGUGCUGUUUUAAUUUAAUCUUCAUAACUAGUGUGCUUCAGAGUUUUCAGAGUUGUCCAAUAAAUGUGUAAAA
Messenger RNA from Drosophila elegans, 2120 nucleotides. RefSeq names its product kinesin-like protein subito (gene sub). Gene Ontology annotation, biological process: microtubule-based movement. Gene Ontology annotation, molecular function: ATP hydrolysis activity; microtubule binding; ATP binding. NCBI's taxonomy places the organism in Eukaryota, Metazoa, Arthropoda, Insecta, Diptera, Drosophilidae. Gene Ontology annotation, cellular component: nucleus; kinesin complex; microtubule. The record is from RefSeq and is a predicted model, not a curated record. Bases 109 to 2007 code for a protein of 632 amino acids. The transcript is spliced from 3 exons.